This is a messenger RNA of Uranotaenia lowii, 1535 nucleotides long. It is a transcript of the gene Cdc10, whose product is annotated as cyclin-dependent kinase 10. The record is from RefSeq and is a predicted model, not a curated record. Gene Ontology annotation, cellular component: nucleus. The coding region runs from base 136 to 1335 and encodes 399 amino acids. Gene Ontology annotation, biological process: regulation of mitotic cell cycle; protein phosphorylation. The transcript has 3 exons. Lineage: Eukaryota; Metazoa; Arthropoda; Insecta; Diptera; Culicidae. Gene Ontology annotation, molecular function: cyclin-dependent protein serine/threonine kinase activity; ATP binding.
CACCUCUGCCAGGCUGGCAAAAUCGGCAAAUUAAAUUUCUACAUCCGCAAGCACGAAAACCUGGUAAAAUUUUGAUUGAAAAAUUCUACCCUGAUUCAAACCGUUAAAAAAGUGAAACAUAAUUGUAAGGAUACAAUGGACGAUGAGCGUAAAUCAGCAGUGAUGGUAUCCGGAAGUGACCCGAAUGGACCAUUAAUUCGAAAGGGUUCGCUCAUGUCAUUCCGUACCAAAAAGUUUAUCGAUAUUCCAGCAAGCGAUGUUUUUGGCCGGUGCCGGUACGUUUCCGCGUUCCAAAAAUGCAAUCGGGUAGGCGAAGGAACAUACGGAAUAGUUUUUCGUGCAAAGGAUACGAAAACCAAUGAAUAUGUUGCGCUUAAAAAAGUACGAAUUGAUCAGGAUAUAUUCAAGGAUGGUUUACCGAUUAGCGGCUUGCGGGAAAUACAAAUACUCAAGAAUUGCAACCAUGAAAACGUAGUUAGAUUGAAGGAAGUUGUAGUCGGGAACAGCCUUGAAAGUAUUUUCCUAGUGAUGGAGUUCUGUGAACAAGACUUGGCCUCUCUUCUGGACAAUAUGGAUUCACCAUUUACAGAGUCACAGGUUAAGUGCAUUGUCAUUCAACUUUUGAAGGGUCUCAAAUAUCUACAUGGCAACUACAUCAUUCAUCGAGAUUUGAAAGUGUCCAACUUAUUGCUUACUGACAAAGGAUGUUUGAAAAUUGCUGACUUUGGCUUGGCCAGAUAUACCAGCGAUUCGGAUAGGCCGAUGACUCCAGGACUAGUAACGCUUUGGUAUCGUUCUCCAGAACUGCUGUUUGGUUGCAAGGAGCAAACAACUGCGGUCGAUAUGUGGGCCACCGGAUGUAUACUUGGAGAAUUAUUAGCCCACAAACCUCUGAUGCCGGGAGUUAGUGAAAUUUCCCAAAUAGAGCUUAUUAUUGAUUUGCUGGGAACACCUUCGGAGACAAUCUGGCCUGAUUUUCCGUCACUACCGGCGGUUCAGAAUUUCACAUUAAAAUCUCAACCGUACAACAAUUUGAAACCGAAAUUCGCUUGGUUAUCUUCCGCCGGUUUGCGUUUGUUAAAUUUCCUCUUUAUGUAUGAUCCCAGCAAAAGAGCUACUGCCGAAGAAUGCCUACAGAGCAGUUAUUUCAAGGAAGCCCCACUUCCAUGCGAUCCAAAACUCAUGCCCACUUUUCCGCAUCAUCGUGACUUGAAAAAUGUCGCAAAAGAAGACGAACCUACAACUUCUAUAAUUAAACCCACUAUUGAUCCCAGCACAAUGCCUACCAUUUCGGAUCUUCUGGGAUCGCUUGUGAAGAAACGUAAAACAGAAUAAAUUCUACAAGUUUUAUAAUUUUUAUUCGAAUCUAAAUUUACAAACAAUCGAAAACUCCCUACAAAUAUUCCCGAUCCAUUGAUGUUUUCUUGGCUUUCUUAUCUCGUGCACGAUCGAACCAACGAUGUUUAGUAGUGAACGUAACACGGGACAGUUCCUGGCGAACAAACUCGGGAUUCUUUAGCUUCAAGCUGCAAGCG